AUGUCGGACGGUGACACACUCGUAUUUGACGGCAAGAUUGCCCACUUGGUACGCGCACCGACAAAGCUUCCAGUUUUACGCCAUCUUUCACCCCACGCCAGCGUAUGGACGACAACAGCCAUUGUCGCAACUCUUCUCGCUGCCUGCACCGCCGCGGUGGGCCAUCAUUUCACGCUUGCAUACUUGGACGGGCGGCCCAUCGGGUCCACAACAGAACAAUUCUGGAUCAAGAACGCUAGCAAUGCAUUUGGAUAUGUUGUGGCCUUCUCACUCAGCUUUGUCACGACGCAGACGUUGGCACAAGCGGUCUGGAAAGCUGCAAGUACCCAGAAUAUACGCGUAUCCACAUUGGACGACUUAUUCUCGCUACCUUCACCGCCGGCACUUCUAAGGCUCGUCUUCCCGCGCCCACAGUCUAUCCACUUCCUUCCACCCAUUAUAUACGCACUCUUCUUUCAUUUACUCGUCGCCAUUGGAAUCUUUGCCCCCAACGCGUUGACGACCACAGGUAGCGCACGUCGAUGGCAGGAGCUCGUCGUACCGACGCUUGAUCUGAGUAGUGGCCGGAUCACGUCUAUAUCGUAUCCCGACAUGGAUCAGUACACCAAUGUCACCGUAGAAUGGCACGAUCUCGUCUUGUCGCUCGUAGAUUUGGCGUCCCAACCGCCCCAUUUGAACGUGGGCAAUGGAUGUAACGUGGAGUGUGGGUACACGGUGCAGUAUGAAGCGCCAGCGCUCACCUGUGGCGAUCUCGCAGAGUCAGAGGUGGGGAUUCAAGCAUUUCACGUAGGGGACAGUGGUCUUCCGACUAUCUAUGCCGGCACCACUUCUUUAUAUCCAGCGGCAAAUCCGGAAGUUGGGGGCUCGUAUGACCUCGGAGUCCCGUAUGUGCUCAAUAUGUCAUAUGCAGCUAUUCAUGGGCAGAAUACGGACGGGACACCAAAUUAUACAUCUCCAAUACGCGGUGUGACGUGCCAGUUUCGUCAAGGGACUUAUCUACUGGAUUUUCGACAGAAGAGUACACAACAAACCAUCACCACCACGCUCCUGGAGACGGGAGAUGUACUUGGAGAAGACACAACAUGUCAUAGGUCAACAAUUCUCAAGCGCGACGCUGAUAGCAGCGGUGGGGAUUGCUGGACCAGGGGUGUCAACUACCGCGCGUUGACUGAGAUGUUUGCGCGCGCGUUCGCUGGGACGAUCGACUACCAUAUGGCACCCACCUCUACAUUGGAUGGUAAGCCAUAUUUCUCACGACACCUGCAAAGCGAACGUGCCGUCGCACGACUGUUCGUCGCAGACGAGCCAGACGAAAUGGCCUUUUACCUCUCGCCUCGGCUCAGUCUCAACGGCUCAUCGGGCGAUGGAAUGGACAGCAACCGGUUGAAAGAGGUAUUGGCGUCGACAAUGGCCAACGUAACUCUGGGUCUGAUAGCUCAACGAUCCGAUGUGACGCAAACAAGUGUUGAAGUGUGGGACGGAGAGAGCGUGUGGCGUUUCACAGCGAAAACGCUGUGGAUGGUGUACGCACCUGCGCUGAUUGUCUCGAGUUGGUUGGCGGCGUAUGGAUUGUGGUGUAUCUAUGCGCAUGGGCCAUGCAUAUCUCCCAAGAGCGUAGCUAAUGAUGGGGGUGUAGAUGGGCAAGGGGAAUGGAGUGGUGUAGCGCUCGACGCCUCGUUUUCGACCAUACUCCUUGCGACACGGGGAAGGGGGAUCGAUCGCCUCUAUCUUCUCCUCUGGACAUUCCUCGAUAACAUGUCUCGACUGUCGUCGCUCCUCCACUCCCAAGACUCGAACCUGAGGGACAGGAGCUCUUUCACACCUUCAUCUUCGACGCUCGCCUCGUCCUCGACAAUGCGCCUGUCGUCAACACUUUCGUCGAUACGGAGAAAGCACUCGCGCAUGUUCAGACGCGAAAGCUCACCGACCUCGUCGUCGUCGUCGCCGCCUUUCCAAGGCAGCUCACUCGUGCUCGACAUUUCAUCGACGAGCAGUAGGAGUAGUGCAGACGACGAAUUUCGGUCGUUCUUGGAGAUGUAA
Serendipita indica DSM 11827 is the source of this 2040-nucleotide messenger RNA. The record is from the annotation of a GenBank genome assembly. NCBI's taxonomy places the organism in Eukaryota, Fungi, Basidiomycota, Agaricomycetes, Sebacinales, Serendipitaceae.